Anguilla anguilla (European eel) is the source of this 3047-nucleotide messenger RNA. RefSeq names its product NF-kappa-B inhibitor delta (gene nfkbid). Gene Ontology annotation, cellular component: nucleus. Bases 185 to 1663 code for a protein of 492 amino acids. Gene Ontology annotation, biological process: regulation of gene expression. The record is from RefSeq and is a predicted model, not a curated record. The transcript is spliced from 12 exons. Lineage: Eukaryota; Metazoa; Chordata; Actinopteri; Anguilliformes; Anguillidae. Gene Ontology annotation, molecular function: protein binding.
UGACAGAAACAUCGCGGUGAGGUCAUUUAAAUUUGGGAGCGCACGGCGAGGACAGGAGCCCGCUGUGAAUUCAAUAGCUUGUUGUAAGGACAGGGGCAAGAAAAAAUCCAAGAAUUUAAAGAUAUUGUAAAUAACUAACAAGAACAGCCGUCCGACAGACCAACAGCGAAAACGGGAUUUUGACAUGCACUGGCCGAAAUCGCCGAAGGAGAAGCCGUGUUACUCCUUGCCCACUGUGAAGAAGCUCCUGGAGCAGAAGCGAAAGCGAGACACUUCAUCUGCAUCUUCCUCCUCCUCCUCUUCGGCAGAGACCGGCGCGGGUGCCUCAGCUCUCCCGGUGUCAACACCACCCCAAGCUACUGUAACAGACGCCUCCGGCAGCUAUUCCAACACCAUGGGCGCGAUGGCACCCCUGCCGCCUUCGGGGUACAGCAGAUGGAGCGUGGCCGGCUCCCAUCAGCCCCUGCAGCAGGACUGCCCCUUUUCCCCCAUGGCGACGAGCUACUUCCCCCUGUCCGGCGCGCAGGACUACAACUCCCAGGGCCAAGCCUACAGCCCGGCCCUCACCUCCAGCUUCCCCACGCAGCCCGCACAGGACUACAGCGGCGCCAUGAGCAUCCACGCCUACCCGGGCGGAGCGGUGACGUCGUCCCUGCCGGACGCGGUGCACUCGCCUGCCCUGCAGCCGCCCGCUUACUCCUGGGCCCUGGCGAGCGGCCUCCAGGCCCAGGCCAACCCCGGCGCGGCGGGACACUUGAACCUGGAGACCCUGGACGAGGCCAGGAUGUUCCUGCGGGGAAUGGACAACAGCAAGAAGACCUGGCAGGACGAGGACGGGGACACGAUCCUGCACAUCUACACCGCCAAGGGGCUGCGGGAGUACGCCCUAGCGGCUGCAGAGAACCUCCAAGCACUGGGGAGGCUGGAUUCCAAGGAGCACAAGGGGAAGACUGCCUUGCUAGUUGCCGUGACAGCCAACCAGUCAGAAAUUGUCCAUGACCUCCUUUCGUUGGGCGCGGACAUCAACGCCUGCGAUGUCAAAGGGCAGACAGCUCUGCACCUGGCUGCUACGUACGGAUUCCCCAGAGUGAUGCAGACCGUUCUGUCGUUUGGGCCUGUGGAUCUGGAGGCUCGUAAUUUUGAAGGGCAGACUCCUCUACACUGCGCGGCCAUCUCCCACAGCGGCACGGUGAAGGCACUGGGCUCCGCGCCACCCGCCAUGGGGGACCCCGUCAUGCAGGCCCAGGCCGAAGACAAGCUCUCCUGCCUGCAGCUGCUCAUCAGCUGUGGGGCCUCUCUGCUCAGCCAGGACAUCAAGAGCAAUAAGACUGUCCUACACCUGGCAGUGAAGGAGGGGAACAUCCAGCUGGUGCAUUACCUGCUGAGACUGACCCUGACAGACAUGCAAGCCUUUGUUAACAUGAAGGCACACGGCAACACUGCGCUGCACAUGGCGGCGGGCCUCCACAGCAGCUGCUGCCAGGAGGAGAUGGUCCGCCUGCUCCUGAGCCGCGGGGCGGACCCGAGCGUCCGCAACCUGGAGAACGACCAGCCGGCGCACCUGCUGCAGAGCGGGGAGAGGGGAGAGCAGCUCAAACUCAUCCUGAAAAAGCGACCUGCUUCCUCUCGUAGACGUAUUACAUCCUUACAGGACCAAGAGUGACUUGGACUACUUUCUAGUCCCAGCGUAUCCCUCCACCUCCACGGGGAGGGACAUCCACCGUAUCUUCUUAUGAGGAAGUGGCCAUAGAAAAGCACCUCUAAUUUAUUCUAGAGCAGAUUAUUUCACGCUGUCUAAUCGAUCGCACGUUUUACCCGUGGAUUACGUUUUCUUUUGUGGGGGAACAUCCUAUAAUUUAUUACCAUUCCUUUUUUGGAAUCAAAGCAAAUUUGUUUUGUAUUGUUGUUUUUGUACUUUCAGUCAGUUGGACAUGUGCACAGUUCUGUGAUGGAUGAAUAUAUCCGCUGUCCAAGCCCAUUGGUGCAUAAGGCCCAGUGGCUCCCGCCUUGGCCAAUAAGACUGCAGUUAGUUGCACGUGGGCAUCCAGCAUUUCAGUGGGCAGGCUCAUACUGUAUCCUAGAGGGCUGUAGUGUCUGCAGAGUUUCGUCAUUUCCCAUAAGUCAGCAGGGCGCACACCGGAGAACAAGGUGUGCGGACUCUGAGCCAAUCAGAGACUUAAGGUUAAUGGCGUAAGUGUGGAAACACCCCAGAAACAGGCAGACACUGUUGACCUCUGAUAGCAGACACUGUGGACCUAUAUAUAUAUAUAUAUAUAUAUAUAUAUAUAUAUAUAGAUUAGCCAGCUUUAAAAGCACUAGAGACAUGCAUGAGGCUGCCUUUCACCAGAAUCUCACCAUUUUGGUCAUCGUUUGUCUGUUUUGUGUCGCUGUGCGAUUGACAAGUGCAGGACUACUGAAGGAUAUGAAACAUCUUUAGAGAUUUUGUUUCUAAAAAACAGGGUCUAUUCACAGGCUCUAUAUACACCACAUAAUCUAAAAGAUUUUGGUGGUAUGCAAUAUGGAGAUCCUGGGGUUUAUAUCAUUAACUAGAAAAGAUUUUAUUACCCAUACUGGGCAAUACUCAUGCUGAUACUCAUGCUCAUGCCGAACUGCAACCAGGUUUCCACACAGAUGGAAGAAAGCAGACAAGCACAAGAGGUUAAAAUUAUACAAGUUGAAGACAAAUUCUGUGUAACGAAAUAUUUCAACGUGCUUGCUCUGUUAGUAAGCAGCAAGCAUGAGCUACUGAGUCCAUAGAUUUUGGCAAAAAUGAUCAAUUAAAAAUAACUAAAAAAUGAGGCUCAUAAGGUUGGGCACCUUAGUGUGCGUGACAUGUAAACCCGGUUAGCAGCAUCAGCGGUUCAGCUAACGCAGUGCCUCUGGCACGUGGGCGUUGCAUCACCUUCCCAGCCUCAGAGAAGUGCACUGGACGUGAUUAAAGCUAAACGAGGGGCUGACGUUUCGGUCCAGUGUCCGUUUCCCCACAUUCACUCUCUCUCUCUCUCCCUCUCUCUCUCUCUCUCCCUCUCUCUCUCUCUCUCUCUCUC